Molecule: messenger RNA, 2022 nt
Organism: Paraglomus occultum
Lineage: Eukaryota; Fungi; Glomeromycota; Glomeromycetes; Paraglomerales; Paraglomeraceae
Source: the annotation of a GenBank genome assembly
AUGUUGCGUUCGCCCACCAUCACGCAAAACACAUUGCCAGUGCCGACUGUUCCCGUUUCAGUUCAUCCACCAGUUCCAGGAGAAAAUCAUCCUUAUUAUGGAAAUAUCCAUAACAAACAAGUAAAACUCCCGCCGGGUACCUUCAAUCAGCAAGCGUCCAGUUCUAGUUACAGGCGAGCUUCAAACGAGUUUGUAGCUGACGAGUCAGAAUCAAGCAUACAUGAAGCUGCCGCCGCUGGUAAUUUGCAUAGAGUACGUCAGUUGCUCCAACGACAAGACGCUGGGGCAAAUUUAUCUCCUUUCAUGCUUGCAAACGAAGCCACUCCGUCCUCUGGUCUGACACCACUACACUACGCUGCCUCGCGAGGGCACCUGCCGGUAGUCAAAUUGUUAGUGGACAAUGCAGGCGCUAUUGUUGAUUUAGAAGAUCAAACCGGAGAGACUGCUCUCCAUAAAGCGUCAUUGGCGGGAUUUCCUGCCGUGGUGGCGUUUCUUUUGCGACGAAACGCUCAUGUUGAACGGCAAGACAGUGAUGGGUGGACUGCCCUCCACAACGCCUGCGCACAAGGAUACAUUACAAUAGUUCAGUAUCUUUUGGAGCAUACUGAUGCGGACGUUAAUGUUCAAAGCCACAAAGGACAUACGCCCUUGAUGAACGCGUCAUCUAAAGGACAUAUAGAAGUUGUCGAGUAUCUAUUAGGACGCGGAGCAGACCCGCUAUUAAAGAAUUCAAUCGGUGAAGCCGCAUACGACGUUGCUGCAGUAAGCCAAGAAAUUUACAUAUGUGAAUUACUUGAGAAGGCUGAACGUGAUUGUUGGAAAGCAAAGAAGGCUUUAUCUGGACAAUAUUCUUUUAGUGAUUUUACAUCAUCGCCGUCGACAGAUCAGCCAUACGAUGUCUACGCAUUUCAUAGCAACGUACCCAUUGUGAUUCACGAAAAUGAACGCGCAUCUUCGUCCUUUCCAAUGCUUCGCAGUGGGGCUGCCAAAUAUUCUGCUAGUUAUCUGUUAAAAAGCGAUGUACGCGGACCAUGGUCACUUCCUAAUGGAAAACCAACUACAAAGUCUGCGAUUGGUCUUCCGUCAGAUUCCCGUUCUUCGUCUGCAUCUGUCAUUUCGAGUUCAAGUUUAUCUAAAACUCUUAAUGAAUGGUUCUGGUUGACUGAUUGGCAGAUUGAUAUGUCAUAUCCACGCGUAGAUGCAGACGGAUGGCAAUACGCACGAAGUUUUGAUGAUUCUGAUUCUCUAUGGUUACCUGCUCCGCCGGCCGGGGCGAAUAAUUGGGUCCGCCGUCGCAGAUGGGUUCGCAUUACAAAGCGACAAUUUAAAGUCGACGGAACCGCGGCGAGCGAGCUCAUGCGCAAAAGUCAGUCGCUUACGCUUGAAGGGGAUAAUUACGUUGAGCGUGCUGAAGCUCUCUUGAACAAGCAUAGAAAUAUUUCUUUAUCGGAUCAAAUAGCCCGACAUAAGGAUGCAAUUGAAAUCUUAAAAGAAGGAAUUAAAACCGAUGACAAUAUGCAACGUAAAAUUGAGGCCAAUUCAUUAAUUACUGACUACUUAUCUCGCGUCGAGUUCCUAAAUGCGAUGGAGCAGCAAUCCGGGGCUCCGUCAACUACAAGUCUCAGUAGUUUUCAAACUAUUGAUGGUCCAUGGUCAACGAAUGCUCAGAAUAUUCACGAGGAUAUGGAUAACUCGUCCGUGUAUGAUGAUUCUGUGUCUAUUCUGUCUGUAAGGCCUUCAACUGCACCCAUGUGGGAGAAUGAUAAAGACGUACCAGCGUGUAGACAAUGUUCAAGAAAGUUUAGUUUUUUGAUUCGAAGGCAUCAUUGCAGACGAUGUGGUCAAGUUGUAUGCGACCAAUGCUCGGCGUCAAAAAUUAAACUACCUCUUCACCAGGUUCUACGUGAUCCAAGUGGAUCCGAAAGUAUUACAAGAUCAUCGCAAUACCAUCGUGUUUGUGACAACUGUUUGGGUCGUCCAAGAUCGAACAGCUUUGCAUCAACGAAUAUUAGUAAUUUGUAG